CCGCAAUCUUUCGUGUCCAUUUUCUGACCAACCUCCUCUCCACCACCUGCGUCGGUCGUUCCGCACGAUUCCGAGUACAAAUUAACGUGGGCUCUGCAAAAAUUGAUCUUCUUUGCGUCGGUAAACAUCGUAUACAUCCAGGCACUUGAUCGAUAUUGGGCGGUUAUAAUCUGGUCAUCGGCCAUUCAGAAAGUAUGGCGAAGGCUCUGAUGGCAUUCGCGGCGAUUCUAUUUGUUCUGACGGCUCAGCUGCCUUUGGCGCUCACUUUUUCCACGGGCCCCGCAUUCCUAUGGUCGCCUAAUUUAAAUGGAAAGAAAGGUAUGGUGGAUUAUAGAGUCCUCUCCCCAAGAGAUAUGGUCAAGUCAGCAUUGACGGAUGGUGGAUUGCGGGAAUAUUUGUGCUCAGGGGAGGAAGUUCAACACUCUAAGAAUUUUGCAUUUCUUUUUGUUGGAUCUCAGUUGCAAUCACUGGAUAUAUCGAGACCCUCAAAUAACAAUCCUGCUCUUAUCGACUUGCUCAAGGACUCUUUCUCGAACUCCAAUCUCUCUUUGGCAUUUCCUUACAUUGCUGCUGGAGAGGAGAAUGUGGCCGUAGAAAGUUCUCUAAUUUCGGAGUUGGCCGAGACUUGUCAGCAUGAGUUUGGGAUUGGCAGUAUUGCUUUGGUUGGAGCAUGCACUGUAGAGGGUGAAAACUUUGAUAAACUGGAUCAUAUUGACUCAGUUCAUGACUACUUGAAUUCAAGGAUUGAGAAAUCUGACGGACAUAGGGAUUUGAUUGUGUUGUGCCCUGGAGGUUCAGAAGACUCGGAUCAACCACAUUCUGAGAGCAACGUUCUUUCUCAACUCUUGAAUACUGUGAGUCAAUUGGAUGCAAAAUACAGUGUUCUCUACAUUUCAGAUCCAUUUAGAUCUGCUAGUCAUUUCUCACAUCAGGGGUUAGAAAGAUUUCUUGCUGAAGGAAGCUUGGGAAAUGCAUCAGCUAACUCCACGACUUGUGAUGGAGUUUGCCAGAUCAAGUCAUCUCUGUUGGAGGGAAUUCUAGUGGGAAUUGUUUUACUUGUGAUUUUGAUAUCGGGGCUUUGUUGCAUGAUGGGAAUCGAUACUCCCACCAGAUUCGAGACCCCACAGGAUUCGUGAUCAAUUUCUUAUGAAGGAUACAUAUUUUUUUUUUUCGUGGCUAUGAUUCUGCCUUUUCGUUUCUGUAGAAGAGAUUCCACCUUGAUGAGUCUUCAAUUUAUGUGUGUACCUUAUAUACCUCAAGUAACUAAUCGAAAUAAUUGCAUUGGUUUCUGCCCUGUAAUUUGCACAACGGUUGUGGAUUUUCCGGCUCUUAGUAUUAAAUGUAAAUGAUUUUCCUUAUUUAUAAUUCUUCCGAGUUAUCUUACCUGUUUCGUGUAAGUUAUGUAAGUGACUUCGCAGCUCUAGAUUCUAGCAUGGCUGUACACUGGAAUUUAAUUAACAAUCGCUCUUAGUAUGUAUAAACUCCAUAAUAAUUAUGAUGUAGCUCAGUUGGUGGAGGAAUGUGCUGCAGAAUUUGUGUUACGCUGGCCUUUUAUUUUUC
Messenger RNA from Striga asiatica, 1560 nucleotides. The record is from the annotation of a GenBank genome assembly. NCBI's taxonomy places the organism in Eukaryota, Viridiplantae, Streptophyta, Magnoliopsida, Lamiales, Orobanchaceae.